AUGUCUUACGCCGACGCUGCUGCCAAGGGCCCCAAGCAAUCCCCAGAGGAAGCUCGCGCUCCCACCCUCGGCGGCAUUUACAAGGAUGAAUCCGAGAGCACGGCCUCCCUGAUCGACGUCGACUCGCCCCACGUCCAAGCCGUUGACCCCGACUUCCUUAACCAGGAGGUCAAGACCACCACCCAGGCGGAACGCCUCGAGCGCGAAGCCCAAGAGGAAGAGGCUCAGCGUGCGCGCGAGGAGUCUGCCAAGAAGGCCAAGCCCCGCAAGGCGAAGAGCAGUGGCUUGCCUGCUAACUCGGAUAACCCCGUUUUCAUCACCAACGCCGUGGUGGCUACUCUGGUCGGUGCGGGCUUGGGCUUUGGUGCUUAUCGCAAGCACGUGGAGGGCAAGUUGUCAUGGGAGGUUGUCGGACUGUGGACCGGUGCUGUCGGUGCCUUUGGUGUGGUGGACUACUUUGUGAGCAAAUGGUUCCUCCAGAACAAGUACCCUCCCAAAUAG
Molecule: messenger RNA, 501 nt
Organism: Penicillium brasilianum
Lineage: Eukaryota; Fungi; Ascomycota; Eurotiomycetes; Eurotiales; Aspergillaceae
Source: the annotation of a GenBank genome assembly